Molecule: messenger RNA, 870 nt
Organism: Spodoptera littoralis (African cotton leafworm)
Lineage: Eukaryota; Metazoa; Arthropoda; Insecta; Lepidoptera; Noctuidae
Source: the annotation of a GenBank genome assembly
AUGUUCCACAGUGGCUGGUCUCCGAGUGCAGUGCUGGACUUCGCGGAGACGUUGGUGGAGAGUCCUCGCGUGUGGCAGGGCCGGGACAAGACCACGCCCAAACAUUACGUGCCCGACGACACGCUGCGGCUCAACUACCAGCAGCUGGGCGUGAUGGUCCGCUACGUGGCGGAGGAGGUCCGCGCGGUGGAGCGCGAGGGCGGCGCGGAGGCGGCGCGGCGGCGGGCCGACGCGCGCCUGCGGCUCCUGCUGCGCGCCGCGCCCGCGCCGCAGCAGCUGCUGGCCGUGGCGGCCGCCGCGCAGCUACACGACCCGCUGCUGCUGCUGCUGCUGUACAUGAAGGUGCCGAAGAUCCUGCCGCUGGUGCUGCAGUCGGGCCCGCGCAGCCGGCCGCUGUCGCUGCUGCCGGUGGCGGGGGCGGCCGCCAGCUCCACCAGCGCCACCGACCGCGUGUCGCACGCCCUGCUCACCGCCAUCGCCGCGCCCGCCGCGCACUCCAAGGACUACAACCAGAAACUGUGGCGCAUGGAAGCAGAAGUCCGAGGUCUGUGGGCGCGCGUGGGCGGCGCGGGGUCCCGCGCGCUGGGGCUAGCCGCCGCCCUGCUGCGCGGCGCCGGGCCCCAGCUGCGCUACCACACGCACGUGCUGGCCGCGCUCGAGGUGCUGCCCGACCACGAGCUGUUCGCGCCCACCAACACUGCAGACCUGCACAGCAUCCUGGAGUGCUUCCUGGCCCUGGCGCGCUCGCAGCCCGGCGGGGCCGCCAGCCCGCUGCUGCACCGCGUGUCCGCCAUACUGCGCCGCUACCUCGCCUGCAGGCCGCAGCUCGCCGGGGCCCUGCUGCACCAACACAAGGACACUAUCGCGUGA